UUAUAAUCAAUACAAUAAAAUUAGUUUAUAUUGUUCCUAAUAAUAUCUAUCGGCUAAAGACUAUGGCUAACAUAAAGGGUAUUGUUUUUGUUGUUUGUUUAAUUGGACUCAUUGCAUGCACACAUUUAUUUGUCAGUGAAGCUGCUACAGAAAUAAGUAACGGUGUUUUAGAUCUUGAUAAGCCUUCUUGUGGACAUGCAAAUAAAAAUUGCAGACCAAAAGAGUCUCAAAAUCCUUAUAGGCGAGGAUGCAAUGCUGCUGACCGUUGUCGUGAAGGCGAUCUUAUUAUUAAUGAAGAGGAGCCACAUGCCCACAUGUAAGAAGGAAGAUAGUGAGGUGUCUAUCAUUUCCAUUAACGUCUACCUUUGAUGAGUCAUUUCUCCUACAAAUAACAAUGCUUUGCAUGUCUUGUGCAAAGUUCACAAACACAUUAUGUUUUGCUUGAAUGUAAUAUUUAAAUGAAAAAUGUAAUUCACAAACACUAGAGUGUAUUACAUGCUCAUAUUGAAUUAACGAAUAAACAUGCUCUUGAUAAACUAUAA
Molecule: messenger RNA, 542 nt
Organism: Cuscuta epithymum
Lineage: Eukaryota; Viridiplantae; Streptophyta; Magnoliopsida; Solanales; Convolvulaceae
Source: the annotation of a GenBank genome assembly